Molecule: messenger RNA, 1581 nt
Organism: Fusarium fujikuroi IMI 58289
Lineage: Eukaryota; Fungi; Ascomycota; Sordariomycetes; Hypocreales; Nectriaceae
Product: related to benzoate 4-monooxygenase cytochrome P450
Exons: 3
Coding region: 1-1581 (526 amino acids)
Molecular function (GO): oxidoreductase activity, acting on paired donors, with incorporation or reduction of molecular oxygen; heme binding; monooxygenase activity
Source: RefSeq, a predicted model, not a curated record
AUGUUCUCGUUACCAAUAAGCGCGGCAGAGUUGGCAUUCCUUAUCCCUCUAGCUUCAGUGGCGUUCCUCGUCUUGAAGCCUCUUCUUCAUUAUCUUCUUGAUCCUCUCGACUUGAGAAAAUAUCCGGUCCCAAGCUUCCUUGCAGCAACGACUCAUUUCUGGAUCCUAAAGGAGACAUGGCUCCAGCGACGGUCCAGAAGCAUUCAUCGUCAGCAUGAAAGACUUGGUGAUAUCAUCCGAAUCGCGCCUAGUCUCCUCAUCUUCAACAUCCCGGAAGCCGUACCUGACAUAUAUGGCCAUGCUGCAGCUCGAAAGCUUGUGAAAGAUACGUUCUAUGACAAGAUCGCUGGUGAUGAGCGCGACAUUGUCAACGUCAUUGACCAUGGUGAUCAUUCUCGACGGAGAAAAUACCUUGCCAACUCAUUCGCUCUGAAAACAGUUACGGACAUGGAGCCUGCCAUUAGACAGAAUCUCCAGAGAUUGAUUGACUACUUAGAUGAAAUUACAACCCAGAGCAUUACGAGUCAGACAUUAGAUAUUCGACGAUGGUUCAACUACUUCACUUUGGACGUCAUCGGGGACAUGGCUUUUGGCCUCCCUAUGGGCUUCCUAGCAGGAAGAUGCGAUACCACAAGAGUGAAAUCUCCUGCAGGGCAUGAAUAUUGUAUCCUUAGUACUAUUGAUGCACUACAUCGAGGGACAAGAUUGUCCACGACUUUAGCUCAGCUAUCCAGCAUUCGAUGCGUCAAAGUCAUCAAACGACUGUGUAAUUCCACAAAUUGGUUGAAACAAUCAACUGGAGCUCAGGGUAUCAAAGAUUUCGAUAAUGUCUGCAUCAGCCAGCUAAAUGGGAGACUGGACAACGGCUCACCAGAUCGUCCUCAACGAGACUUCAUGAACAAGAUUCUGAAGGACCGCGAGGGGGGGACUCGAGAGCUUUCAUUCCAAAGACUUUUAGCUGAAUCCAUCGUCUUCAUGAAUGCUGGUAGCGAAACUACUGCUGCCGCUCUUUCAAGUACUCUAUACUUUUUGCUCUCGAAUCCAAAAUGCUUCGAGAAGCUACGAACUGAGAUCGACGCCAGACUAGAGCCUAAUCAUGACGGAAUUGUCUCAUACGAUUCUGCUAGAGACGUUCCGUAUUUGAGAGCAUGUAUUGACGAGUCAUUGAGACUUCGACCCCCAAUUGCCUACGCUCUGCAGCGUCUCGUGGUCUCUCCCCAAGGCGCAAUUAUUGCGGGCCAUCACAUCAAACAAGGGACGACUGUCGCAGUUUCACCAUGGACUGUUCACCGGAACAGGAAACUGUAUAAGAACCCUGAUGAAUUCGAUCCAGGGCGCUGGUUUGACCCAGAGCAAUUGUCCAAUCUCAGAAGGUACAACAUCGUGUUCAGUCAGGGACCGCGUCAAUGCCUUGGCAGGCACAUUGCGAUUGUUGAACUGCAGAUAUUGAUUUCAACCCUGGUACGGAGAUACAACAUUUACUUGGCGGACCAAGCAAUGGACUUCGUCAUCUUUGAUCGAUUCAACUCGAACCCUGGACCCCUUCCUGUCAAGGUGGAACAGCGAGUAUUUGUGGACUAG